AUGCCUGCCAAACUGGUCAGACUGGGCCCCGGAUCAGACGGCCACCCGGAUGAGGAUGCAUUCUCUGGAGAACCAGGCUAUGACAUUCUGGACGAAUACCAGGCUGGCAGCUCAGGCGCCACGUCACCCGGUGAAGGUGUCCCUGACCAUAGUUCCCAGUAUGUGCAGGAGACAGUGUUGGACUCUCCUCUGAACGGCUCGCAAAAAGUCUCUGCUGCUCAUGCUGGCGACCCCGGUGAGAUGUUAGACCCCCUCGGGUCUUCCGCUCUUUGACCCAUGCCUUCUCAAGCAUCCUCGCUCUGCGGAAUGGGCGCCUCCAGACCACAUUGUGGAGUUUCUUCGCUACUGGCUUCGCAGCCCCUUGGAUAAAGAUGUCAGGGCGAAGCUUCUGGCCGAGUGUCCAUGCCUGACACUGCCGGACAAGGUGGCCCUUACCCUGGACUUUGACCCGGUGUUUGCUACCUUCAUGACGAUGUCUGGGAAGGAUCCUCGCAAGGGCCUUGAACAGUGUCUGCGCUCCGCCCAGGAUAAACUCUUCGAUAUCAGCAGCCCGUUGACCCAGAUCUUCCUUAUAGCAGAUCUUCGGUUGACGUUUAACUCCUCCGGGAGUGGGCCCAAAGAGCUGUCUGUCUCCUGGGCAAUGCCAAUGUGGCCUUCAACUCGGAAUGCCGCAAGGAGGUAUUUUACAAACUUGAUGGCAAAUUAGCUGAUUUAGCCUCUAAGGAGCUGGGCCCGGAUGCCAUCUACAGGUCCCUCAACAAGGCACAACAAUCCCUACGAAAGGUCUUCCGUUCCGGGGACCGUUUUUUCUCCAGGGCUGGUCGGCACAUAGGCCGCGCCACCAGCAGAGCUGCCUUCAUGGGCAACAGUCCCCGCAUCUCGGAGUUCUUCUCCUCCUCCUCAUUCCAGUACCAGUACGUCUAUUGUUCUUCCAAGGAUCUUCCAGAGGCCGAG
This is a messenger RNA of Pelobates cultripes (western spadefoot toad), 954 nucleotides long. The record is from the annotation of a GenBank genome assembly. Lineage: Eukaryota; Metazoa; Chordata; Amphibia; Anura; Pelobatidae.